Messenger RNA from Leucoraja erinaceus (little skate), 2860 nucleotides. Its product is annotated as growth/differentiation factor 15-like. Lineage: Eukaryota; Metazoa; Chordata; Chondrichthyes; Rajiformes; Rajidae. The transcript has 2 exons. Gene Ontology annotation, biological process: SMAD protein signal transduction. The coding region runs from base 31 to 1140 and encodes 369 amino acids. Gene Ontology annotation, cellular component: extracellular region. Gene Ontology annotation, molecular function: cytokine activity; growth factor activity. The record is from RefSeq and is a predicted model, not a curated record.
CACAGGGGGGGUGGGGGGAGUUGCAGCAGCAUGUUGAUGCGCUCCCUGUACAGCCUCAGGUAUGUUGCUACCUGCCUCCUGCUCCUCGUCCCCGCCGCCUGUGUCCAGCUGACAGCCCGGUCCAGCGGGCACGGAAAAUGGUUGCAGAUCGAAGCGGUGAAGAGAGGGAUCCUGGAUUACCUGGGCUUGGAGCAGCCCCCUGCCAUCGGCAGGAGUGUGAGCCGGGAGGAGGAGGAGAGAAUGUACCAGCUCUUCCUGGUCAACGUUAGCAGCGGCAGCAGCAGCGGCAGAGCUGGGAUCCCGGCCACAGCAGUCACCACUCUGCAUGUCAUCCCCGUCCUGGUUGGCGGCGCUGGACAUGGCGGAGCUGCAACCUCCAAGAACUUUGACCAGAGACUCACUUUCUGCUUCUUCAACAGUUCAGACAUUUACCCAGGUCUGAGGAUUGUCCGAGCCGAGUUAAAACUGUUCCAGCACUUCCUGGCCAACCAGUCUCUCCAGAAGUCAAGCCCCGUCUCCGGGAGACGUGCCAGCGUGUACGAGAUAUUGGAGGCCACCAGCCCCGGUGGAGAACCUUCUUACCGAUUAUUGGACACCAAGUCCCUGGACUCUGGGCCCGUGGCUGGCGUCAGCUUCGACGUGCGCCCCCUGGUGGAACGUUGGAUGGGCAGCGGGCUGCAGCAGGUCCAGGUCCAGCUCCAGUUCCACCCGCCCCACCCCGACCGCCCGCUGGUCCAGCAGGGCGAUGGCGCGCAGCUGGAGAUCGAGACGCGGGUCCAGAGACGGCGGGGGCGGAGGGCGGCCAGCUCCGGGGAGGACUGCCGCCGCAGACAGAGGAGCUGCUGCAGGAAAUCCCUCCGGGUUUCCUUCAAGGAGAUCGGCUGGAACGACUGGAUCCGGGCGCCCGAGUCCUACAACAUGUACAACUGCGGCGGAGCCUGCCCCGCCAACUACAGGCCGGCCAACAUGCACGCCAUGAUCAAGUCCGCCAUGCACCAGCUGUCGGGCGGCACCAGCCCGGCCCUCUGCUGCAUCCCCGCAGCCUUCGAACCCAUGACCCUGCUGCACUACAGCAGCGAGGGAACGCUCACACUCACUGCCUUCGAGGGAAUGAUUGUCACCAAUUGUCACUGCUCCUGAUCUCCAACCAACUCCCCAUCUCUCCAGCCCACCACCCCCCCUAGGCGUCACACAGUCGGCCCGCUCAUUGUUAUGUGGCCAACAGUGUCCAUCUCACUGGCCCAGCCAGUGGUCCCAGUUCUACAGUGUCUCGUCCCCAACACUUAGCCCCCACACAACUCAUCAUCCACCGGUCAACACGAAUCCAUGGCUGAACAUCAGAGGUGACCCAACAGGAGAAACUCAAUGGUUAUAGACAAUAGACAAUAGGUGCAGGAGGAGGCCAUUCGGCCCUUCGAGCAAAUACUGCCAUUCAAUGUGAUCAUGGCUGAUCAUCCCCAAUCAGUACCCCGUUCCUGCCUUCUCCCCAUAUCCCCUGACUCCGCUAUUUUUAAGAGCCCUAUCCAGCUCUCUCUUGAAAGCAUCCAGAGAACCUGCCUCCACCGCCCUCUGAGGCAGAGAAUUCCACAGACUCACCACUCUCUGUGAGAAAAAGUGUUUCCUCGUCUCCGUUCUAAAUGGCUUACUCCUUAUUCUUAAACUGUGGCCCCUGGUUCUGGACACCCCCAACAUCGGGAACAUGUUUCCUGCCUCUAGCAUGUCCAAACCCUUAACAAUCUUAGGUUUGGGGUCUGUCCAAUACUGGGAGGGGGAUUGUAGGCCAUCGGAGGUUCUUGAGUUGAUAAGUCAUAGGAGUAGAACUAGGCCCAUCAAGUCUACUCCGCCAUUCAAUCGUGGCUGAUCUAUCUUCCCUCUCAACCCCAUUCUCCUGCCUUCUCCCCUUAACCCCCGACACCCGCUCUAAUCAAGAAUAUGACAAUCUCCACUUUAAAAAUCCCCAAUGACGUGGCCUCCACUCCCGCCUGCGGCAAUGAAUUCCACAGAUUCACCACCCUCUGCCUAAAGAAAUCUCCUUUCUAAAGGUACGUCCUUUUAUUCCAGGGCUGUGUCCUCUGGUCCUCGACUCUCCCACUAGUGGAAACAUCCUCUCCACAUCCGCUCUAUCCAGGCCUUUCACUAUUCAGUAAGUUUCAAUGAGGCUGUCGAGUGCUGUCUGUGGGAUUUGAACGUUCUCCCUGACAACGUACGGGCUUCUCCAGGUUCCCCCCCCCCCUGUGUGUAAAGUGGGAUAACAUAGAACUGGAGUGAAUGGGUGGUUGAUGGGGUCAGCAUGGAGUUGAUGGGCCAAAUGUUCCAUGCUAGAUCUCUAAACUAACCUAAACUGGUUUUGCCCAAGAUUCAAGUCAUAACCGUGGGAUCAAAGGGCCAUUGGGGACCAGUCAUGUGAUCACAGAGAUAUAUAGCACAGAAAGAGGCCCUUCGGCCCACAUGCCAAUGCUGACCAUUGUAAGCCAUUGGGGGAUCAUAAGUGAUAGGAGCAGAAUUAGGCCAUUCGGCCCACCAAUUCUAAUCCACCAUUCAAACAUGGCUGAUCUAUUUUUAAUCUUCAGUUAUCUUUAAUCAGAGGGUGGUGAAUCCGUGGAAUAUGUUGCCACAGGCGGCUGUGGAAACCAAGUCAAUGGAUAUUUUUAAGGCAGAGAUAGAUAGAUUCUUGAUUAGCACGGGUGUCAGGGGUUAUGGGGAGAAGAAUGGGAUCGAGAGGGAAAGAUAGAUCAGCCUUGAUUGAAUGGCGGACUAGACUUGAAGGGCUGAAUGGCCUAAUUCUGCUCCAAUCACAUAUGAACAUGAACUUAUGCACAUCGGAUACUAAGACCAUUAUGCCCACAUUAGGAUUCUAUCC